This is a messenger RNA of Racocetra fulgida, 857 nucleotides long. Lineage: Eukaryota; Fungi; Glomeromycota; Glomeromycetes; Diversisporales; Gigasporaceae. The record is from the annotation of a GenBank genome assembly.
AUGGUCAGAAAAAUAAGAAAUGAUAAAAAAGAAUGCUCAACUCCUCAAAAACUUCGUGAGCAUCUUAAGCAAAAAAAUCCUUGCAAAGCAUUACAAGAUCAGAAAAAAAUAGCUGAUAGGGUAGAUAGUCCCAAAGGGAUCCCUCCAAUCCUAACUCCCGCUUCUUUUAUUCAAGUACCAAAUCAAACUUCUAGUGAAAUACUUAAUAAAGAUACUUCAUUCAAAAAUCCUAAAAUCGAAUGGAACUAUCAGAACAUAAAAAGAAAACUAAACACUUUUAAAAACUUACAACAGGAAAUAUGCAGUAGACUAGAGAACUUUGAUAGAAAGCGUUUUUACUUAGAAAUAGAAAAAGAGGGAGGUUUUAUAGAUAAAAAAGGAAUCGUAGCUGAAAUUCGUAAAGAAAUAUUUCCAGAAAGUGAAAAUGAUGCUUAUACUCAAGCUCCAACUCCUAAAGUUAAUGAUCAAAAGAGAAAUGAAAAAAAUAGAUAUUUAAUUAGUCAGAAAGAAGCUGAAAAUUGGGUUAAUUCAAAUGCUCAAAAGCCUGGAGAUUGUGACAGACCAGAAGACUUAAAUCAAUGUAUGCUUCUCUGCCAUGAUCUUGAGCAGUAUGAUCCAGAAGCAGUUAGACCACCGACAAAAGAGGAAUUAGAAAAUAGUCCAGGAUCUAGAACACAAGCUAUUAGAAAAAGUAAUAAAUCUAAGAGAGAAAUCAAGGAGGGACAAGAAAAACCGGAGAAGGAUUUAGAAUUUAGAGAGCAAGAAAUAGGAACAGCAGUUAAAAGAAGAGCCAUAGCUGUACAUCGUGCAAAAGUUCCCAAAUCUCAUCCAGAUAAUGGAAGUGAUAUACGAAAAAU